AUGAUUAAUUGCUCGAUAGUGGUGCUCUGCUCUCACUUCGUGGUCAUGAAUACCUGGGGCUUUACAAACUCUUUUGGGGCGUUCCAAACCCAUCUUACCGACACCCUGAAAUCCUCGCCGUCCACAAUAUCCUGGAUCGGGUCGAUGCAAAUUUUCCUACUCUUCUUCAUGGGUACCAUGUCGGGGCGUCUGACUGAUUCAGGGCAUUUCAGAGUGGUUUUCUUCGUAGGAUCACUCGCAACUGUCGUCGGCAUCUUGACAUCUUCAUUCUGCCAUCAGUUUGGGCAAUUCUUUCUCGCUCUCGGCGUCGCUGUGGGUGUAGGUAAUGGGUGCUUGUUCUGCCCAAUGCUCACGGUCAUGUCGCCGUACUUUGAUAAGAGACGAGCAAUGGCGAUUGGGAUUGCUGCGUGCGGCUCUGCCUCGGGCGGUCUGAUUUAUUCCAGCAUUGCACGUCAACUUGUUCCAUCAGUUGGAUUUCCAUGGACUAUGCGCACGAUUUCCCUGAUUCAAUUUGCUCUUCUGGCUGUCGCAAAUGUGUACCUCCGUCCGAGAGUACCCGCGAAAAGCUCUUCACCGUGGGUUGACUGGGCGGCUUUUCGGGAUAUGAGGUAUAGUUACUACACGAUGGGUUCCUUUUUUUCCUUGCUCGGUUUAUAUUUCUCUUUCUUUUAUCUCGCUGCCUAUUCUCGUACUAUAACAACACCGUCGCUAGCCUACGAGGAGUCUCUCAACCUCCUUUUAAUACUCAAUGGUGUCAGCGUAGUUGGCCGUUUGGGUUUCAACUACGCUGCGGACCGGUAUGGAACUAUCAAUGUCUACAUACCUGUGGCCUGUGCUACAGCCAUCAUCCUUUUUGCUUGGAUUGGCGUCAAAGAUGUGCCGGGAACUUACGGUUGGGCAAUUGCCUGUGGCAUCACUUCUGGUGGUGUGCAGAGUCUUUUUCCUGCCGCCCUGAGUUCUCUCACAGAAGACACGCAGAAACUCGGCGUCCGAAUCGGUAUGAUCUUCACCAUCGUUAGUAUUUCUAGUUUGAUAGGUCCCCCGAUUAGUGGAGCUCUGAUCGAUGCCCUAGAUGGGAGGUAUCUCGGCGCUCAGAUCUUUGCUGGUACUUCCAUGUCUCUUAGUGCGCUGUUCCUAGUCGCUGCACGAAGAGUCGGCCGCAAAGCCAAACCAAGCUUUGGACCUUCAGCGUCAGAUUGA
Ilyonectria robusta is the source of this 1200-nucleotide messenger RNA. Its product is annotated as major facilitator superfamily domain-containing protein. Gene Ontology annotation, biological process: transmembrane transport. The record is from RefSeq and is a predicted model, not a curated record. Gene Ontology annotation, molecular function: transmembrane transporter activity. The transcript is spliced from 2 exons. Gene Ontology annotation, cellular component: fungal-type vacuole membrane. Lineage: Eukaryota; Fungi; Ascomycota; Sordariomycetes; Hypocreales; Nectriaceae. Bases 1 to 1200 code for a protein of 399 amino acids.